GACAGACAGUAACCAGUAACUACUAAUCUCUUUCGCUAACGAACACAAAAAUUAAGAUUUCUAUGGCUCCAAAACUCUGAGACAGAGCAAGAAACAGAGAGAAGAUAAAGUGAGGAAAAAAAAAUGGCAACGGUCACGAUUCUCUCUCCCAAAUCGAUCCCAAAGAUCAUAGAUUCGAAGUUUGGUGUUAAGGUUCCUGAUCAGACCGUCAAUGUCGUGAAAUGCGGCAAUUCCGGCCGGAGAUUGAGGUUAGCGAAGCUGGUCUCAGCUGCUGGAUUGUCACAGAUUGAACCAGACAUAAACGAAGACCCCAUUGGUCAAUUUGAGAUUAAUAGCAUUGAAAUGGAAGAUUUCAAGUAUGGAUAUUACGAUGGAGCUCAUACUUACUAUGAAGGAGAAGUUCAAAAGGGAACAUUUUGGGGAGCAAUUGCUGAUGACAUUGCUGCUGUGGAUCAAACAAAUGGAUUUCAAGGUUUAAUCUCUUUGAUGUUUCUUCCUGCUAUAGCUGCAGGGAUGUAUUUUGAUGCUCCGGGUGAGUACUUGUUCAUAGGUGCAGCGUUGUUCACGGUAGUGUUUUGUAUAAUAGAGAUGGAUAAACCAGACCAGCCACACAACUUUGAGCCUCAGAUAUACAAAUUGGAGAGAGGAGCUCGCGAUAAGCUCAUUAAUGAUUACAACACAAUGAGCAUCUGGGACUUUAAUGACAAGUAUGGUGAUGUAUGGGAUUUCACCAUUGAGAAAGAUGAUAUCGCCACACGAUAAGAUAUCGAUUCUGAUCUUUUUAUAAUCAUGACUUUGGAUGGAAGCUGUUUAUAAAUUGAUUAAUGAACCUGCUACAAUGUGUAUAAUAAAAAAGAAAACCUAGAAA
Messenger RNA from Arabidopsis lyrata subsp. lyrata, 868 nucleotides. Its product is annotated as photosynthetic NDH subunit of subcomplex B 5, chloroplastic. The record is from RefSeq and is a predicted model, not a curated record. NCBI's taxonomy places the organism in Eukaryota, Viridiplantae, Streptophyta, Magnoliopsida, Brassicales, Brassicaceae. Gene Ontology annotation, biological process: response to oxidative stress. The transcript has 5 exons. Bases 124 to 762 code for a protein of 212 amino acids. Gene Ontology annotation, cellular component: chloroplast.